AUGACCAACUCUCAACAUGAGCCCGUAGCAAUUGUGGGCAUGGGCUGCCGAUGGCCCGGGGGCGCCCACAGCACCCCGCAGUUCUGGAAGUUCCUGCGAGAUCGCGUCGAUGGCUGGAAGGAAUUCAACAGCCCGCGCUUCUCGACGGCCGGCUUUCACCAUCCUAAUGCCGAUCGUCCCGGGUCCUUCUCCAUGAAGGGCGCCUUCCUCGCCAGCGAGGAUGCCCGGCUCUUUGACCAUGCCUUCUUUGGUAUGACCCCAAUGGAGGUGGAGACGAUGGAUCCCUCCCAGCGGAAGCUCUUGGAAGUGGCCUACGAAGCCAUUGAGAAUGCCGGCGAGACCUGGGAGAGUGUCUCGGGCUCGCGAACGGGUGUCUUUGUGGGCAAUUUCUGCCUCGAUCACUGGAUGAUCCAGAGUCGUGACUGGGACAACCCUAGACCUUAUGCCUUUACCGGCGCCGGGACCAGUAUUCUGGCCAACCGGAUUAGCUACAUCUUCAAUUUUCAUGGACCAAGUUUAACCGUCGACACGGCCUGCUCUUCGUCCAUGUAUGCCCUGCAUCUUGCCGUCAACGCCAUCCGUGCAGGAGACUGCGACGCCGCCAUCGUCGGCGCCGCCAACUGGAUUGCCGACCCCGGAGUCCAGAUUGCCCUCGACAAGCUCGGGGCAUUGUCCGCCUCAUCCCGCUGCCACACGUUUGAUGCGCGCGCCGAGGGGUACGCCCGCGGCGAAGGAUACGGGGCCAUCUACCUCAAGAAGGCGGACCUCGCCGUGGCAGAUCAGUCGCCCAUCCGCGCCAUGAUCCGGGGCACGGCCAUCAACUCGAACGGCCGGACGGGGGGCAUCACGCGGCCCAGUGCCCAGGGCCAGGAGACCGUCAUCCGCGACGCCUACCGCAACGCCGGGGAUCUUCCCUUCCACGAGACGAGCUACUUUGAAUGCCACGGGACGGGCACCUACGUCGGGGAUCCCAUCGAGGUGGCCGCGGUAGGACGAGUCUUUGCAGGCGAGCGGACGGCCGAGGAUCCGCUGCUGGUGGGCUCGGUCAAGAGCAACAUCGGCCACGGCGAGGGAUCCAGCGCCCUGGCAUCGGUGAUGAAGGUGGUUUUGGCCCUGGAGAAGGGCGAAAUUCCCCCGGUGUUCAGCCUGGAAACCAGAAACCCCAACAUCAAUUUCCUCGACGGCCGCAUCGAGCCGGUGACGGAGGUCCGGCCAUGGCCCGCAGAUCGGCUUCGACGGGCCAGCAUCAACUCCUUUGGAUAUGGGGGGGCCAAUGGUCACUGCAUCAUCGACCAUGUAAACAACGUGCUGCCCAACUACGUGGCCCCGGGCGUGUACAAGGCCGCCGCUAAUGGCGAUGCGAAUGGUGGCCUGAAUGGCAAGACGAACGGCCAUGCAGACGAUCAUGUAUAUGGACUUACGAAUGGGCAUAUAAACGGCCAUACAAACGGCGAUACGAAUGGGCAUCAGAAUGGAACCUCCAGCCAUCACCGCCCCAUCGUGAAAAAACUCAGGAGAACCGCAGUACGCAACGCAACCACCCGACAGUACGUUCUCCUGCCGCUCUCCGCCCAUAAGGAAGACUCCCUUCGAUCCAACCUAGAUGUGUUGGGGCCGAUACUCCCCCAGCUGUCUUUGGCCGACCUGGCCUAUACCCUCGGCACACGGCGCUCCAAGCUGGCCCAACGAGCCUUUUGCAUCGUCGACCAAGACAACGUGGGGUCCAGUCUCGAGCUGGAGGGCCGGAUCACACGAGCCCCUCUGCAACCUGCCAACGUGGCCUUCAUCUUCACAGGCCAGGGGGCCCAGUGGCCUGGUAUGGGAGCGGAACUGCUGCACUAUCGCGUCUUUCAAACGGCCAUGCGCCACCUCGAUGAAGUACUCGGCACCCUGCGGCAUCCGCCGUCCUGGUCCCUCGCGGAUCUCCUCACGGGUACCGGGGAGGCCGCCUCCAUCCACAUGGCGGGUAUCUCGCAAACCAUCUGUACUGCCGUGCAGAUUGGCCUGGUGGACCUGCUGGCCUCCUGGUCGAUCUGGCCCGCGGCGGUGGCGGGCCAUUCCUCGGGGGAGAUCGCGGCCGCCUAUGCCUCGGGCCACAUCACCGCCGCCGAGGCCAUCGUGGCGGCGUAUCUCCGGGGUCAAGCGGUCUCUGGAAACCAGAAGAAGGGCGCCAUGCUGGCCGUGGGCCUGGGAAUAGACGACGUGGCCCCGUAUCUCGACACCAGGGACCACGAGGUCCAGAUUGCCGCCAUCAACUCGCCCGGAAGCGUGACGCUCGCGGGCGACGAGACGGCCAUCGACGCCAUUUCCGACAUGCUGACGACGGCGGGGUUCUUCAACCGGAAGCUGAACACCGGCGGCAACGCCUACCACUCCCACCAUAUGCGUCCCAUCGGCCGGGAAUACAUGGAUAACCUGGUGGACGGCAUGGCCCAUCUCCAGCAGCUGGGCCUCGUCUCUGAUCCGGAAGGUCGAUAUCAGCCGGUGCCCUGGAUUUCCUCCGUCACGCCGGGCAAAGCCCCCGGUCAGGUGGGUGAUAAUCUCAGCUCGUACUGGCGAGCCAACCUCGAGUCCCCUGUGCGGUUCUCCGAGGCCAUUACACGUCUAGUGAGCAUGGACGACCUUUCGAUUGAUGGCCUCGUGGAGAUUGGGCCUCAUCCGGCGCUGAAGAGCCCCCUCGAGCAGAUCGUGAAGGCGGCCGGAAAGAAGGUCGCGUAUGCGUCCACCCUCCGGCGACAAGAAGACAGCCGCCGCUCUGUCCUGCAGCUGGCGGGCACCCUGUUCACCUGGAAUGCCGCGGUGGAUUUAGCUGCUGUCAACGCCGUCGAUGCCGUCGCUGGGGCUGGGCUCGAACAUGGCUGUACGUGCCUCGAGCUGCCCCCCUACCAGUACACCUACGCGGGCCUCAACUACCACGAGAGUCGAGCCAGCAAGGAAUACCGGUUGCGCCCCAUCCUCCGACACGAUCUGCUCGGGUCCCAGGUCGUCGGCACCACCAAACUACGGCCCCAGUGGUGCAACAUCCUGCGCAUCAAGGAUGUGCCGUGGUUGGCAGAUCAUCGUCUCGCUCCAGAUGCCGUCCUACCGGGUGCAGCCUACCUCGCCAUGGCCGUCGAGGCCGCGACCCGCAUCCAUCACACGUUUCCCGAUUCCCCAAGGAUCACCGGCGUGUCCCUCCGCGACGUCGCCAUCAAGACGGCCCUCGUCAUCCCGGAGAAUGACUAUGGGGUCGAGGUCAUGACGAGCCUGGAACUGGUCGACGUGGCCACGGCCGCGUCGCCCGCCUGGGUGACCUUUUCCAUCAGCUCCAUGGGGCGAGAGUCCAACGAAUGGACCGAGCACAGCACCGGCCAGGUCAAGGUCGAACUCCAGGCCCCCGAAAUCAGCCUUGAUGCGGAGGACACGAUCCCUCCAGUCGUCCGCUCGGUGGACACCCGUGCCUGGUAUCAGCAGUUCCGGGCCAUUGGGCUGGACUACGGGCCGGCGUUCCAGCCCCUGUCCCAGAUUGGCGUCGACCCUGCUUCCAGACGCGCCGUUGCCACCAUCGACCUGCACUCAACCUCCAUGGCGGGCGGGGAGUCGCGGUACGCACUGCAUCCGGCAUCUCUGGACGGCGCGAUCCAGCUGGGUCUGAUUGCCUGUCAUGGCGGCCGACCCAGCGAGGCACACACGGCCUUUGUGCCCGUUCGGUUCUCCCACCUGUAUCUGGCCUACCACGAGACGGCGGCCCCCUCGGCCAUGGCCAUUGCCCGGGGGUCGCGGCAGGGCGUCCGCAGCGCCCAUUUGAAUGUGCGCAUGCGGGGUCCAAACGGUGAGCUGUGGCUACAGAUGGAGGGCCUGCGCUGCCUCGGCUACUCCAGCGAGACCAAGGCCAUGGACCGGGCCUUUAGCAGCCCCUUUACGCGACUCGUCUGGAAGCCAGAUCUACGCCUGCUGAGCAACGAGCAGGCACGGCGCAUGUACCCACCCCCCAAGGCCAACGUGGGCAAGUCGCCACUCUGGGGGAUCACCGACAAGGUGGCCCAUUUCAUCGUCGUCAGCAUCUACGAGGCGUUUGCAACGGGUCCCGAUCGUCCGCAGCCCUCCGGAGACGUGGGCCACUUCUUCGACUGGAUCGUGCGCAAGACCGAGACCGACGCAUCGCAGCUGAUGGAGGAGGCGCGAGGGCUCGCCCGCCAUGGCCGCCUGCGGUCGACCAUCGACGACCUCGUCGAGCAGGCCACCGACGUGAUUGAAGUCCGAAUCGCCAAACUCCUGCACGACAACAUGGCUGACAUCCUGCACGAGCGCCGCACUGGGAUCGACGUCAUCCUGGGCGAGGAGCUCCUGACGCCGCUGUAUCAAUCGGGUCUGCUGAUGACGGGCAUCUAUCCCCAGCUUCACCACGGCCCCAACGGCAUCAAGGCGUACCGCGACUACAUGUUCACCGAUUACUCCCCGGGCUUCCUCUCGGCGGCGCGGGAUGCCAUGGCGGACCUGCACGACGUCGAGUUCUCCGUGUACGACAUGGAGACGGACCCCCAGGAGCAGGGAUACGAGCUGGCGACCUACGACCUCAUCAUUGCCUGUCAGGUCCUGCAUGCCACGUCCAACAUGCACCGCACCCUGACCCACUGCCAGCAGCUGCUCCGUCCGGGAGGCCGUCUGGUGCUGGUGGAAACCAAUCGCCACUUCACCGUCCCUGGCGUCGUCGUGGGCACCUUUACCGGCUACUGGGCAGGCAUUCCCGACGGCCGCGUCGACGCCCCCUUCCAGAGCGUCGAGGGCUGGGACGCUUCCCUGCGCCAGGCGGGCUUCUCCGGGCUGGACCUGGUGCUGGACGACUUUCCGGCGCCUAACAACACCACCUCAGUGAUGGUGUCGACGGCCAUGCUGCCGUCGCCCGGUGAGUCUCCUCCCCAGCCAACCGUCCAGAUGCUCCAUACGGACAAGGUGAACCCGUCCCUCGUGAAGCAAAUAUCCGAGGAGUUCGCCCAGCGUCAGAUAGUCGUUCAACCUAGCCGGUUCCCCGAGGAUGCGACGACCGUCACCACUGGAAGUCGGGUGGUGGCCCUGCUCGACGACGAGCACCUGUUGCUGGAUCCGGCCGAGGACGAUCUCCAGGCCUUCCAGCAUGUCGCCCGCCAUGCCGCCAGUCUCAUCACCAUCACGAGCUGCGGCACCGUCUCGGGACAUAGCCCCGACGGCGCCUUGAUUCCGGGCCUCCUGCGUGUCCUCCAGAAUGAAAACCCGGCCAGCCAGUACCUGUCCGUCGACAUCGAUGCCGACCACUUUGCCCUGGGCGACGCGGAGGCCACCGAGCUCGCUCGCAGCAUUGCGGAUCUCCAGCUCCGUCUCGAUCGAGAACCUGUCGUGGAAGAGGCCGAAGGGGAACCCCUGGACCGCGAGUAUUCCUGGCAGGAGGGCUGCCUGUGGGUGAGUCGACAUGUCCCCGACGCCGGCUUCCACGCGCACUACGGCCUCCGCAGUCACGACCGCAAGAUGGAACAGCGAGCCUUGGCCGCCAGUCCUGGCCCGGUGCGAGCGGCCUUCGAGGCCCCCGGAGUGCUCAACUCGCUGUACUUUACCCCGUACACGGAGCUGCUGCAGCCCCUGGCGCCGGGGUGGAUCGACGUGGCUGUGGCAGCCGUGGGGGUCAACUGGGCCGACCUCCAUACCUGGACGGGCAGCAUCGACCGCAACCACCUGUCGUCCGAGUACAGUGGCACCGUCACUGCUGUUGGACCCCAGGUGACGGGUGUCGAGGUCGGCGAUCGUGUCUACGGGCUGGGGCCGGGCCAACUGGGCAGCUCUGCGCGGGUGCCGGCGGCCUUUGCACGCCCGGUGAGACCCGGUGAUGAUCUCGUACAGAUGGCCACGAUCCCCAUGGCGUAUGCCACGGCCGUCUAUAUCUUCGACCACGUCGCCCGGCUCCUGGGCGGCGAGGCGGUCCUGGUGCAUUGCGGCGCCAAGGAUGUCGCCCAGGCCUGCAUUCGGCUCGCCAAGGCCAAGGGGGCCAACGUCUUUGCGCUGGUCGACACCGACGAGGAGGCCAAUGUGCUCGUUCGGGAUCUCGUGGUGCUGCCCAGGUCGCAUGUCCUCUCGUCGUGCCGGGUGAGGGAUCUCCAGCAGGCGGCGGCCCUCACGGCCAAGGGCGCCUUCGACGUGAUUACCGGGACCGCGCGAGGCGAGCGUCUAUCUGCCCUGAUGCAGGUACUGGCGCCGCAGGGCCAUCUCGUUGACGUGGCGCAGGUAGAGGUGCAUACGCCCUCGACGAUGGCCCUGGAUAUACUUCGGACCAACGCCACGUACUGCUCCGUGGACACGGCCAGCAUCCUCGAGUCGGAUCCCGGUCUUGGUGCUGACCUGCUGCAUGCGGUCGACCGCUAUUAUCGUACAGGUACCAUCGGUCCUCUCGCCAAGAUCGAGGUCGUGGAUGUGGGUCAGUCGGCGGCAGCACUGGCCACUUUCUCGACGCUGUCAGGCAAGCUGGUCGUCAGCUUUGAGAAUCCCCACAGUCUCGUCCGGAUGGCUCCGUCGCCACCCCAGGUGACUUUCAAGGCGGACGCGCUGUACGUGAUCACCGGCGCCUUGGGCGGCCUGGGGCAGUCAUUGACUCGGUGGAUGGCCGAUCACGGUGCAAUGCAUCUGGCCUUGUUGUCUCGCCGCCAGUUGGCGCAGGUACCCGGGGCCGACAGUCUCGUGGAAUCACUUCGGGGGCGUGGCAUCGACGUCCAGUGCAUCUCGUGCAACGUCAGUAGCCGGGACGAGGUGAUGCAGGUCGUUGACCAGCUAUCGUCGGCCCGUCCCAUCCGCGGCAUCGUCCACGCCGCCGGGUCCUAUCUCGACCUGACCUUUGACAAGGUCUCGCUUGCGCGGUGGAAGGACAGCAUCGCCGCCAAGGUGGCCGGGACCCGGCAUCUGCACGAGGCCACCCUCGCGAUGCCGCUGGACUUCUUCGUCAUGCCCACCUCGGCGCUGUCAGUCUAUGCCUUUGCCACCCAGGGCGCCUACACGGCCGCCAACAACUUCCAGGACGCCUUUGCGCGCUUCCGGCGCCGGCAGGGUCUCCCGGCCUCGACCGUCUCAUUCAGCCUGAUCCACGAGGUGACCGAUGUGGGGACAGACACGAUGACCAUCGACCUCUUCGAACGCAACAAGGCCCUCGCCGUCGGCGAGUCCGAGUUCCUGGCGCUCGCGGAGCCGGUCUUCCUCAACAACCAGACGGCCGAUCCGAAUGGGGACGCCCUCGCGGCGACCCAGUGGGCAGGCCAACGGGGGGAUCCGCUGUCGGCGGCCAACCUGCACACUUACCUCGAUCCCGCCGGUAUGCUGGCCAGGAAGCGCCAGGAGAUUGAUCGUGCCUCGACCGGGGUCGCCCAGCCCCGUUGGUACAGCGACGGGCGCGUGGCCAUCAUGAUGCGCGCCUUUCUCGACGCCCAGCAACACGCCGCCGACCUCCAGGGGUCGUCGCUGGACCCAGGCGCCAAGGAGACGACGGCACACCUGCGCAGUACGUUUGACACGGCGAUUGCGCGCGGCGGGGAGGCCCGCGGGGAGACGGUGGCGUUUGUCCUCGGCGCCAUCACGCGCGCCGUCGCGGAGAUGCUGUUUGUCGAUGUCGAGAGCAUCGACCCGGCCAAGUCGCUGGCGGAUCUGGGGGUCGACAGUCUGAUUGCCGCCGAGUUGCGCAACUGGUUCCUGCAGGCGCUGGGGGUCAAUAUCAGCAUGCUGGACCUGCUGGAGCCGACUCUGAGUAUCAGCGGCAGAGCCACUGGCAUCACCGACGCCGCUCUGUCAUCAUCUACAUAG
Molecule: messenger RNA, 7791 nt
Organism: Penicillium subrubescens
Lineage: Eukaryota; Fungi; Ascomycota; Eurotiomycetes; Eurotiales; Aspergillaceae
Product: polyketide synthase 5
Exons: 5
Coding region: 1-7791 (2596 amino acids)
Biological process (GO): fatty acid biosynthetic process; secondary metabolite biosynthetic process
Molecular function (GO): 3-oxoacyl-[acyl-carrier-protein] synthase activity; fatty acid synthase activity; oxidoreductase activity
Source: RefSeq, a predicted model, not a curated record